This is a messenger RNA of Aethalodelphis obliquidens (Pacific white-sided dolphin), 2155 nucleotides long. RefSeq names its product tetraspanin 11 (gene TSPAN11). The coding region runs from base 237 to 998 and encodes 253 amino acids. The record is from RefSeq and is a predicted model, not a curated record. The transcript has 9 exons. NCBI's taxonomy places the organism in Eukaryota, Metazoa, Chordata, Mammalia, Artiodactyla, Delphinidae. Gene Ontology annotation, cellular component: plasma membrane.
AGCGCGGGGCUGAGCGCGGCUGCGGUCCUCACCCGCUGGCCCUGCAGCCCCGCCCCGGCGCCGGCGGCCUUCGCUGCGGAGCCCGCGACCGCACUCUCUGCACCAUCUGAACCGCUCUCAGCUGCAUCCAGCCACACUGAGAGCUUUGCCGAGGAGGGACCUCCUGUUACCUGCUGGCUCACCGCACCUGGAGCCUAGUAGGCGAUCCGGAGAAGCUGUCAGUGAGCCCAGCAACCAUGGCCCAUUACAAGGUCGAUCAGGACGACUGGCUGACCGUCUACUUGAAGUAUUUACUCGCUGUCUUUAACUUCUUCUUCUGGAUGGGGGGUGCCGCGGUCAUGGCCGUGGGCGUCUGGACCCUGGUGGAGAAGAGCGGCUACCUCGGCGUCCUGGCCUCCAGCACCUUUGCCGCGUCUGCCUACAUCCUCAUCUUCGCGGGCACGCUCGUCAUGGUGACCGGCUUCCUGGGCUUCGGUGCCGUCAUCCGCGAGGACAGGAGCUGCCUCUCUGCGUAUUUCUGCCUGUUGCUGGCGAUCUUCCUUGUUGAGCUGGUGGCGGGGGUCCUGGCCCACGUGUACUACCAGAGGCUGAGCGAGGAGCUGAGGCAGCACUUGACCCGGACCCUGGCCCAGAACUACAGGCAGCCCGGCGCUGCGGAGAUCACAGCCUCCGUAGACCGUCUACAGCAGGACUUCAGGUGCUGCGGAAGCAACAGCUCAGCCGACUGGCAGCACAGCACGUACAUUCUGUCUCCAGAGGCCGAGGGCCGCCGGGUGCCCGACAGCUGCUGCAAGACCGUGGUGGCGCGCUGCGGCCAGCGGGCACACCCCUCCAACAUCUACAAGGUGGAGGGAGGCUGUAUCACCAAGCUGGAGCAGUUCCUGGCCGACCACCUGCUGCUCAUGGGGGCGGUGGGCAUCGGGGUGGCCUGCCUGCAGAUCUGCGGAAUGAUUCUCACCUGCUGUUUGCACCGGAGAGUCCAGCUGCAUUUAUACUAACGGCCAACCUUGUCCCCAUCCCACUGCCCCUCGCAAGUUCAGGGGCCCAAAUCCCAUCGGCCAGGCCUGCGACAUCAGUAUCAGCUGGCCUAGAAGCUCCCGGAAACAACCCCCACUCUGUGCCCAGCCCCUUGGGACCCACAAGUGCCUGAGACCAUGGCUCCUGCAGCCCCCCGCCCGGGCCGGGGACCCUCAGCCCCCUCCCUGCACUUCUGUGGGCUCACCGCCAGAACCCCCAGGCCGGGGACGGAGCCUGCUGGGAGACCACAGCCAGAGCCUCUCCAGGCAUGGGCUCCCGAGGACCGCAGGGGGCUGGGCUCAGGCUGUGCCCCCUCCCUGCUCCUGAACCCUGAACCAGGGCUAGAAACCUUGGCCCCUCUGCGAUGCUUACGUUGGGCCCGUGACCCUCCCACCUGUGCUCAGCAUCCUUCCUCGUGCCUCUGCUAGGUGUGCUUUUUCCCCCCCCGGCCCAGGAAAUGCAUCAGGUGGGCAGGUAGGGUUGGCUCUGCCCCCAGAAGACCUAGCCUUCUGCCCACCACCACACCUUCUCACCUGGAAAGGAGUGUCAGGUGUCCUGGUUCCUUCCUGCAGGGCCGGGGUUGGGCGGCACAGGCGGGGUGGAGCCGCCAGGGCCGGGAGCAGGGUCCUGCCUUGGGCCCCUCCCCCGGAGAGGUCCCCAAGCCCCGUCUCUAGCCAUAUGCCCCUCGGGGGUCUCCUGUCCAUGGCUUGAAUCUCAGGGUCACCGAUGCCAGUUCAUUAAAAGGGAGGCCAGCUUUCCAGCAAUCCCAGAUUGCACCAAAGCCAAAAAACAUGGUGCUGCGAUUAUCUUUGCUGCCCUCCAACUUCCUGGGAUUCGUGCAUAUAAUCGAAAAAUAACCAUAAGCCCCAAGUUCUCUGCAGGGCUAGAGGCCAGGCUGAUGUCACACUCUCCCGCCGGUACCGGGACCCCGGGCCACCUCACUCCAGAGUGGCAGCGUUUCUCCACGGGGACCAGUUCAUUUGUCCCCGUCCCCAGAUGCGGGGGGGGGGGGCACUUUUCACCCCAAAGCAAAGUGACUUCCAUCGUAAUUCAGAGAAGCUGGGGGACCCAGGUUGCCCAGUGUGAAGCCAGAAGGAAGUAAAUGCUUCGUCUUUUGUGACAGAACGCGCUCGUUCUA